GAUCUAUAGAAAAUGAUCCCUCUUAUCUCCUAACUGAGACUAAUCAGUUUAUACACCCACUCAGAAGCUUUGGCAUCUCUCAAUAAUAUCGCCCCUCACCAUGCCCCGCAAAAAAUAUGGCAAAGUGAAGCAGACGCGACUCACUUUCGCGUCACCCGCAUUCCCUCCUGAUAGCGAGCACGAGUCACCCCGCACAGAAGAUCGUUAUGCUACACUUCGGUAUACUCAUCCAUCAAAAUCCACAGUCAGCGAUGUCUCGUCAAGGCUGGGGAAUAAGAAAAAGAGCCUUCCGGCAAAGGCGCCAUCAGUUGCGUCGUCUUCUGAUAUUGAGAGCGCACCGGUUGCCACUCCUUCGAUAAAGAAGUCAUCUGAAGUGAUUACGAUCAAUGAUGAUGAUGAAUCAGAGAAAGAUAUCGCGAGUCAUCAUUCACCGUCAAAGGCUGCAUGCAGCGACGAAGCUUCAUCGUCUGAAGAGGACGUAGUCAACACUUCCAUGAGAAAGAAACGCAGAGCUCAGCCGAUAGUGAUUGAAAAUGAUACCGAGAGUGAAAGCAACAUGCCGUCUAGAGUAUCAAAAAGAAAGCGUUCAGACAGCAAUGAAAGACCCCAGAGAAAUACUCGUGGGGAUGGAACUCCAAGUCGACAAACGAGAUCGGCAGCCAAGUCGCUCGAAGCAAAACGAUCUGCUUCUAAACAAGAAGCGCGCGAAGCUGUAAAGAGAUCGGCAUCCCAUCUUCUCUCAGACCUAGGGUCGCCGGAGACUAGCGAUGCUGACGAACUUGUUACACAGCCUCGUAAACGGAGGCGUCAAACCACUCAGAGGACUGCAGCAUCAGUUGAUGUCGAAGGUGAGGAAGAGGAGGUGGAGGAAGACCCAAUUGUGUCGUCUCCGGCAAAGAGAAUAUUGCGCAGAGGCGUCUCGGAUGUGCCUCGGACGCCACGUCGAACCUCCGAUCAGGAAAGACUCGAUUUGAAAGAGGACCUCGAAGAUCUACAAGAUUCAGUGGUUAGGGCGACACGGACGCGUGGUCAUCUCGCCAACUCUGCACGAUCUCAAAGACAAAAACAAUUAGACCUCCUCCGACGACGUCGUGCCGGCGAGAGAAUGAGCGACAUCUCGUCCGAAGCCGAACUCGAAUCCGAGCAUGAAUUGGAAGGAUCGGAGAUUGAAGACCACGAAUCUGAAGACGAGACCCAGCCGCCGAUCAAAAGCAUCUUACCUUAUGACGACAGCGACAUAGAGUCUGCUAUUGCUAGUGACGAAGAUCUUGAUCGGUACGAUGAUGACUUCGUGCUCGACGACGAUGCUACCGAACUGGGAGUACCUACUCAAGAUGAAGCAAUGCCGAUUGAAUUCUCGAGGCACAACUAUAAACAGCCGAAGGAGUACUUCCACGAUGCGGUAGAAUGGAUGGUGCACAAUAAGCUAAACCCGGCCUUUCCUCGCGAUGAUGAUCUCUACAAGGUUGCGUUCAUGAAGCUGGAAACCGAAGUGCAGGGCCGCGCUGGUUCUCAGUUGGUGUCUUCCGCGUGGAGUUCCAGCUUCUGCAGGGCACUUAUGGCGCGGCCACACAUUGAAGAGACGGCGUUCCCAAUCACAGACGGCCAUCCGUGUGAUGCAUGCAAGCGGUCCGGUCAUCCGGCAUCGUUUGAUAUCAAGCUCUACGGCAAAGCAUACUCCCUAGAAACACUCGAGCCAUUAUCAGACGACGACGUUAGCGCCGAGGAAGAAACGACUGAACGCUCAGAACCUGGUGAGAGAGAUAGGAAGGGCCGGAUUCUUCCCGAUGAGAACAUCCGAUGGUUUCUAGGAAGACACUGCAAAACCAAGGCCACAAUGGCUCACACGCUGGUUCACUGGCGUUUCCAUCUGAAUGAAUGGGUCAUUGGUUAUCUCGAGGGCCAGGGAGUUCUGACGGACAAGAUGAUUGUCAAGCGAAGUCACUGGAGCCAAAAGAAACUAACGAAAUACGCCAACUCGGUCCGGGAUCAAAUGGUGGAAAACGGAGAGGUGAGGAAGCUCUGGCGAGAUUUCCACAUCAAACUCAAGACUGCUCGAGAAACAAAGGAAUCUCGUUGGUAGAAGCCGGAGAUGGAAUUGAGAUAUACCCUUUGAGCCUUUUCCAUGUAUACAUACUAUAUUCAGCAUGUAUCUAAGCCAGAAACAAUUCAUGCA
This is a messenger RNA of Penicilliopsis zonata CBS 506.65, 2176 nucleotides long. RefSeq lists its product as hypothetical. The transcript has 5 exons. The coding region runs from base 101 to 2083 and encodes 660 amino acids. The record is from RefSeq and is a predicted model, not a curated record. Gene Ontology annotation, cellular component: nucleus. NCBI's taxonomy places the organism in Eukaryota, Fungi, Ascomycota, Eurotiomycetes, Eurotiales, Aspergillaceae.